Molecule: messenger RNA, 1473 nt
Organism: Diuraphis noxia (Russian wheat aphid)
Lineage: Eukaryota; Metazoa; Arthropoda; Insecta; Hemiptera; Aphididae
Gene: sicily
Product: NADH dehydrogenase (ubiquinone) complex I, assembly factor 6 homolog sicily
Biological process (GO): biosynthetic process
Source: RefSeq, a predicted model, not a curated record
AAUAACUUUUUUCUUUCUAAUUGCGUUGAAAUAUACAUUUAAAUCUUCAAAUUUUGAUUUAUCAUAAAGAUUCAAUGAUCACUUAGAUCAAUUUAAUUACGAAAUGUUAAUAAGAAAAUGUAUUAAAGAAUUGUCUUGCCGCUUUGUACAAACGAUAAAUUGCGUACGAAAAAACUCUACAGGAAAAUAUUGUUUGGAAUUAGUUAGAAAACAUGAUUUUGAAAAUUAUUUAUGCACCUUAUUAUUACACAAAAAUAUUAGAAGAACCGGUUUUGCUGUUAGAGCAUUUAAUAUUGAGGUAGCAACUAUUCAAGAUCAAAUAAGUGAUAUGAAAAUCGGAGAAAUGCGAUUUAAAUUUUGGGAGUCAUCUUUGAAUGAAAUAUAUCAAAAUAAAAUUCCAAAACAUCCUGUACUCAUCGAACUUUAUACGGCAACAAAAACGCAUAAAUUAAGUAUAAUAUACUUGAAACGUUUGAUCUCAUCUCGAGAAAAUUAUAUGUUAAAUUCAUCUCUGAAAACCGUUGAAGAUUUAGAGACUUAUGCUGAAAACUCUGUUUCACCAGUAUAUUAUUUAUUUCUAGAAGCAAUGGGGAUUAAGGACAUGAAAGUUGAUCAUGCUGUAAGUCAUCUAGGUAAAUGUCAAGGAAUUAUAAACAUUAUCAGAGGUAUUCCUUUUAAUACAAAAUCUGGUCGUAUAUCAAUACCUCAAGACAUUUUGUCAAAAUAUAAGGUUUCCUAUGAAAAUAUCAUAAGAAAUUCAAGUGAACAGAAUGUUCGUGAUGCAAUUUAUGAAUUGGCUUCAAGAGCUAACAGUCAUCUAAUGAAGGCCAAAAAUUUGGAGAAGAAGGAAAAUAAACAUAUUAAAUCAAUAUACUUACCAUUUGUUCCACUUCAUAUAUAUUUGGAAAAGCUUCGAAAAGCAGAUUUCAAUGUAUUUGAUAAAAAACUACAAGAACGAAAUAACUUAUUACCUAUGAAACUAUUAUGGCGUAAAAUAGUUAGCUAAAAUGACUGUAGUCAAAUAGAUUUGUUAAAAUUGUUAUAAGUACAAUUAUGAUGACUUCAUACCAAUUGUGUCAUCUCCAUCUUAAAMAUUUACAAUACCAAAUUUGUGUUCAUCAGAAUCAAUUUUUUCUUGUUAGAAUUAAUACUAGAGUGAAUUUUCCAAUUAUUAAACCUGUGGAUAAAAAGAUUUAAUAUUUUAUCUUAAUCACRAUAAUUUUGAUUGCAAUAUUUUACAUAUUAAAAACUCACUUAAAAUUUGGAAUAUCUUAAUAACCCUAUGUACAAGGUCAAUUCACUCAAAUAUUAAAGUGACACACWAAACUGUUUCUACAGAAUGCGAAUGGUAUAUGUUAGGUGUUUGUAAGAUAGGAAGCAACACAUGCAGCUAAGUGUAUUAACGAUUAAAUGUUUAUUAAUAUUAGUUUUAGUUAUUUCUUUGUUAACUAUUAUUAAUUUUAACAGUUCAAA